Fusarium vanettenii 77-13-4 is the source of this 1296-nucleotide messenger RNA. RefSeq lists its product as uncharacterized. Gene Ontology annotation, molecular function: RNA lariat debranching enzyme activity. Lineage: Eukaryota; Fungi; Ascomycota; Sordariomycetes; Hypocreales; Nectriaceae. The transcript is spliced from 2 exons. The record is from RefSeq and is a predicted model, not a curated record. The annotation marks the transcript as partial. Gene Ontology annotation, cellular component: nucleus. Gene Ontology annotation, biological process: mRNA splicing, via spliceosome.
CAGGGUCACGGGGAGUUAGAUACAAUCUAUGCGACACUCGAAAACCAAUGUGAAGCAAAAGGAUGGGCUCUCUCAGAAAUCGACUUUCUCAUCAUCUGUGGUGACUUUCAGGCGGUUCGAAAUGACCUCGACUUGAAUUGCAUGUCUGUUCCUCGAAGGUAUCUACGCAUGGGAGACUUUCACAAGUACUACAGCGGCGCUGCAAAAGCUCCCGUCUUGACUUUGGUGAUUGGCGGUAACCACGAAGCAUCCAACUAUCUUUUCGAGCUGUAUCACGGAGGCUGGCUUGCACCGAAUAUUUACUAUCUAGGUGCAGCUGGGGUCAUCAACUAUGGACCUUGUCGCAUUGCUGGACUUUCAGGAAUCUACAACGGCUCGGAUUACCGCAAAUCUCACGACGAGCGACUACCAUACGACAGAGAUCUCAUUCGUUCGAUUUAUCAUGUUCGGGAAUAUGAUGUGCAAAAGCUGCUUCAGGUUACUCAACCAGUCGACAUUGCUCUUAGUCACGAUUGGCCAACUUGGGUUGAGUUGUUCGGGAACCAUGAGCAACUCUUUGCUGAGAAGCCUCACUUUUUCGCAAGUGCAAAAGUUGACAACCUUGGAAGUAAACCGGCUGCAGAGGUCUUGAACGGUCUUCGACCUUCAUACUGGUUCUCAGGACACAUGCAUGCAAGGUUCGAGGCUACAGUUGAACAUCGAGGUUCAAAGAUGGAAGACUCGGUAAAGCAGUUGGACUUGCCUGAUACUCUCAAGGAUGUGCUUCCACUUUUCAAGUCUAGACGCAAGCCGUCACAGGCCUCUUCAUCCGAGUCCGUGGGCAGGAACCAGCAAACGGAGUUUCUUGCCUUGAGUAAGGCUGGCCAAGACGUUGCGAGUUACAUGGAACUCAAGGAGCUAAAAGUUCCUACACUCCUAACUGGGUCUGCCCUUACAGAAACCUCUAAUGGGGGGAAGUUUCAUCUUUGCUACGAUGCAGAGUGGUUGGCCAUUACUCGCGCCUACAAUGACACCCUGAGGAUUCCAGAUCCCGAGACUCUAAUUGUACCUCCGCUGAAAGGCAAACAAAAGUCUCCCGCAUCAACCAUCCCUAAACACAAAGAUUGGGUCAAGGAGAACAUCGUCGACAAAGACCUUUUGAGAAUUCCCAACAACUUUGCCAGGCAUGCACCCGAGUACGACCCAAACGUUGGUCAGAGACGAGAGCAACCUCUGGAGUAUCCGAAUCAGCAGACGGCUGAGUUUGCAAAGUUGUUGGGAAUUUCCAACAAGUUUCAUCUGGAGGAUAGCACUUGA